Messenger RNA from Metarhizium brunneum ARSEF 3297, 1362 nucleotides. RefSeq lists its product as uncharacterized. Gene Ontology annotation, biological process: transmembrane transport. The record is from RefSeq and is a predicted model, not a curated record. Lineage: Eukaryota; Fungi; Ascomycota; Sordariomycetes; Hypocreales; Clavicipitaceae. Gene Ontology annotation, molecular function: transmembrane transporter activity.
AUGUCCUCCACGACGAAGCCCGAACCCGAAGCAGCGGCAGUUCAACGCCAGCAAAAGGUCAGAUGGUACCGGUCCACCUUUUACAACAUGACCAUUCUCGGUCUGUGUAACUUCGCGGCGCCAGGAAUAUGGGGUGCCAUGAACUCCCUCGGCGGCGGCGGCGCGCAAAAGCCGUACCUGGUCAACACGGCCAACGCACUGACAUUCUGCCCCAUGGUUGUCUCGUGCUGGGUAUCGAGCGCGCUCGUUCACUACAUUGGAAUCAAGGGCGCCCUGAUAUUCGGAACGCUCGGAUACGCCCCCUACGCAGCCGGGCUUUACACAAACAACAGAUUCGGCACAGAGUGGCUCGUCAUCCUGGGCGCCGCGCUCUGCGGCAUCUCCGCCGGCGUGUUCUGGAUGGCCGAGGCCGCCAUCGCCAUUGCCUAUCCCGAGCCGUGGAAUCAGGGCAAGGCCCUGGGCUACUGGCUGACGUAUCGGCUUGCCGGGCAGGUUCUCGGCGGCGCCAUCAACCUGGGGCUCAACGCGGACAAGGACGAGGCUGGGAAGGUCUCGUAUACCGUCUUCUUGGUCUUUAUUGCGCUGCAGGCUUCGGGUCCCCUCGUGGCCUUGCUGCUCAACCAGCCCCAUCAGGUAGAGCGCAAGGAUGGGAAACAGGUCGACCUGUCCAUUCUCGACAACCCCGGGAGGGAAAUACUCCGCACGACCAAGCUGUUUUUCAGCAAGCAGUUUCUCCUAAUAGUGCUAUUCAUUGGCCAGGCUGUGUUUGCAGAGGCCGUCUUCUUUACUUACCUGUCUCUCUGGUUCUCGGUCCGGGCGAGGGCGUUGGGGUCAUUUCUAUCCGGGAUUAUAGCCGUCAUUGGCGGAAACGUACUCGGGUCCUGGCUUGAUCGUACCUCGAUUCCGCACAAGACACGAGCAAGAUCAUCGUUUUGGCUCAUUGUCAUACUGCAGGGAGCGUGGUGGACGUGGGCAACGGUUCUAGUCACCAAGUUCCGAUAUACGCAGCCGACGUACGACUGGUCCAGCCCAGGAUUCGCGGCUGCAUUCUUGGUCUUUGUCUUUCUUACUCUCGGCUUCCAACUAAACUACCUCUUUCUGUACUUUAUCAUUCAGAAUAUUUCCGGAGAUAAUAGCGAGGUUGUUCGCUAUGCGGCGCUUCUUCGAGGGACGGAAUCGGCUUGGCAAGCCGUCAGCUAUGGCUUGUCAUCCAUUACCAUAAUCGCCCAAGUUGGUGGCGUAUAUGCCAACUUUGCGCUGUGGGCUGUAUCCAUUGUGCCAGCUUGGCUCGUUAUCCGACAUUUUGGAACCCAGGAAAAAGCUUCAAGUCAUGGUUCUGAUGAAGAUGGGGGGAACGAGUGA